AUAAAUUUAAAUUUCCUUUCGGAACACGAUUGCCUGCUUGAGGCUGGAACGGUGAAUAAUGUUAGGUUUGAAGAAACGCGAUAUGUAUAUUUUAUAUGUUUUCCUUUCAAUUUUUAUCGGAGUGAGCUAUUCGAUGGAUUCAAAAUGUGGUUGCAAGUCGUUGCGGCCUUGCUACGCGAAGAUGUUGCGUAUUCUCCUAGACAGGGACGAGGCAGCUUGUAUCGAGGAUGCAGCUAUAGGCGCCAGUACUGUCACCAUAUUCCUGAAAGCCAUCAAGGAGUACUGCAGCGAAGUAGUGAAUGUGAUCAGUGACGACAUGACGUAUGAAGGACGACAUUUAUAUGAGGUGAUAAUAAACAGUAAUAAAGGGGCUCCAAGAGCUGAUGAUGACCCAAUGAAGCCCGUCUUCAUCAUAGAAGCUGGUCAGCAAGGAGGCACCGAGCCGGUGGGGCUUGCGUUGUAUGUGGUGGAGCAGCUGGUGGCCUGCGAGGAGUAUGAGUCGAUGCUGCAGAAAGUCACCUGGGUCAUCUUACCCUGCACCAACCCUGAUGGUCAAGAGUACUCCAGAUAUAGCCAAAUUCCCUGGAAAAAGAAUCUCAGGCCUUCAGAGGACCAACUGAGCUACGGUGUCGACAUAACUAGAAAUUUUGACAACCAAUGGGGUUCUUGUGCGAAAGUCGAAUCCAGUUUCUCACCAAUUUACCCUGGCCCUUCGCCCGCUUCAGAGAAUGAGACAAUUUUCAUAAAAAGUGUAAUAGCGAAAUACAAGAAAGAAGCAAAAGUGUAUCUGUCCAUUAGACGUGACGGACACGCCUUACAUUAUCCUUACGGGUAUACAAAGAACCCACCUGUGAACAUACAUUUAAUAUAUAAGAUUGCUGCAGAGGUGACCACGAGAGUCAACCAGCGCACCGGCGGCGUGCACCUGUUCGUCAACGAGAGCGUGUUCGAUUCGGAGAGCAAGGCGCACUGCGGCCACAGCGUGGACUACGCGUACGACUCUGGCAUAAGUUUGUCUUUCGAGAUGCGCGUCUUCCUCGGCUCCGACAACCGCAUUAUGGCCAAGUUCCAACCGUUGCCGCGCGGCUACGAGACCUCGCUCCGAAACGGAUAUUUUAGCGGCAUUAGAGAAAUGUAUACCUGUCUAACUACCAUGAGAAAACACGGUAGAAUGGUAUAAUAAACCUUGUUUUUAUAAAACGUUAA
Trichoplusia ni (cabbage looper) is the source of this 1206-nucleotide messenger RNA. Its product is annotated as zinc carboxypeptidase-like. The coding region runs from base 59 to 1180 and encodes 373 amino acids. Gene Ontology annotation, biological process: proteolysis. Gene Ontology annotation, molecular function: zinc ion binding; metallocarboxypeptidase activity. Lineage: Eukaryota; Metazoa; Arthropoda; Insecta; Lepidoptera; Noctuidae. The transcript has 6 exons. The record is from RefSeq and is a predicted model, not a curated record.